Molecule: messenger RNA, 981 nt
Organism: Cordyceps militaris CM01
Lineage: Eukaryota; Fungi; Ascomycota; Sordariomycetes; Hypocreales; Cordycipitaceae
Product: sedoheptulose-1,7-bisphosphatase
Exons: 1
Coding region: 1-981 (326 amino acids)
Biological process (GO): fructose 1,6-bisphosphate metabolic process; fructose 6-phosphate metabolic process; sucrose biosynthetic process
Cellular component (GO): cytoplasm
Molecular function (GO): fructose 1,6-bisphosphate 1-phosphatase activity
Source: RefSeq, a predicted model, not a curated record
AUGGCUACUCAUCUUGAAAGUCUACUGCUGCCAUAUGGCCGUAAAGAGCUCUGUCACUCCGUGCUGCCAGCCCUCAUCGACUGUGUCGCCGACAUAGCCAAGACACUGCGUCGGUCGCAGCAUGUGACUCUUGCUGGCACGGAGAACGUUUUCGGAGACGACCAGCUCAACGUCGAUAUAUCCUCCGAGAGCCUCGUUCGAGCCGCACUGGCCAAAUGCGAUUCCGUCACUACUGCAAGCAGCGAAGAGGAUCCUGUGGAACGGCCCGUUCAUCAUGGCUCGAACCCAGCUCAGAAGACUCCUCUCGAUGAGCAGUACACCGUGGCCUUUGACCCUCUUGACGGCAGCUCCAUCAUUGCGCCCAACUGGGCCGUCGGCACCAUUAUUGGAAUCUGGGACGGCAACUCUGCGCUCGGGCAGGACCCCUCGGCCAAGCAAAUCGCUGCCGUGAUCGGUGUCUACGGGCCGCGCACGACGGCCUUCAUCGCCCUUCGCGUUCCCGGAGCCGAGCCGACUUGCGUCGAAAUCGGCAUCGGCGACGCAGGCGCGCAAGGCUACGAAGUCUUGCGGCCUCGCGUCCUGUUCAGCGCCGCGCCGUACAAGACGCGCUACUUCGCUCCCGCCAACCUGCGCGCGGCGGCUGAGAGCGACAAGUAUCUGCGGCUCGUUACUCACUUCAUCCAGUCAAAGUAUACCCUGCGCUAUAGCGGUGGUCUGGUACCCGACAUCGUGCAUGCGCUCGUCAAGGGUCAUGGAGUUUACGUGUCGCCGGUCACGCUGGAGAGCCGAGCCAAGCUGCGGCGCCUGUACGAGCUGUAUCCUAUUUCUUUGGUUGUCGAGUGCGCUGGUGGCGCUUCUAUCAGUGCGUCGGACGGAAAAAACAUGCUGGCUCGACCGUUGGAAAGCUGUGACGAGAGAGAAGGUGUGAUAUGCGGGACUACGGAGGAUGUUGAGGUUGCAAGAGAAGCACUACUCGGGUAG